This is a messenger RNA of Pocillopora verrucosa, 913 nucleotides long. The record is from RefSeq and is a predicted model, not a curated record. NCBI's taxonomy places the organism in Eukaryota, Metazoa, Cnidaria, Anthozoa, Scleractinia, Pocilloporidae.
AUGGAGAUGGAACUUCCAAUUGUCCCACGACGAUCGAUCAGACGCCGUUAUGUCUUCAUUGUCGUUAUUCUAGUUGUUCUUUUCUCAGUUGCGGCGUUUCUUAUAGGUUAUUUCGCAAUGAAGGCUGAAAAAGAUACUGCAAUAUGCCGAACCGCUAAUGGAGCACCCGGCAAGGAAAAAUACCACGAGAUGUUUCAAGGGGAGAUACAGGCGAAAAACAUCGAAGAAAACCUCAGGUUUAUUACUUCCGAGCCUCACAUGGCUGGAUCGCAGCGUCAGCGUGACCUUGCUGAACAUAUCGCAGAAAAUUGGAGGACGUAUGGGUUUGACGCAGUAGAAAUGCCGGAGUACAAAGUGCCACUCUCUCUCCCUCAGGAGAACAAUCCAAACAAAGUAGAAGUUGUUGUGAACGGGACUAUCGCUCAUACAAUUACAGGGAAAAUUAAGGCAAAACCUGAGCCUACUGCAACGAAAGCAUUUGACCAUUUUCCGUAUUUUGCUUACUCACCAAACGGAACUGUUGAGGGUGAACUUGUAUACAUUAAUAAAGGAUCUAAGGCUGACAUCGCUCUUCUCAACCAUAACAAUGUGUCUUUAACAAACAAAAUUGUCAUCGCAAGAGGAAUUCAAGCACAGAUUCACCUGGCGGCCAGACUUGGUGCUGUUGGAGCACUAAUAUUUCCAGACGUGCACUCAUCCAGACCAAAUAAUACCUACCCUUACACAUCAAAGAUCUCUGGUGACGCUGUAUUUGAAAAAACAGUGGCCACAAAUUGGGGUGACUCGCGCACUCCCGAGAUUCCAUCUAUUGACGGGUUGUACCGAGGUGCCAGAAAUAUGACUGCUUUCGGAAUAAUACCUUCACAGCCCAUCUCCUACAACGAUGCUCUGGUAUUGCUGAAACAGCUUCGAG